GUUUCUCCACCUCUAUCGAAACAGCGAAUAAAAAUAAAAAUCUGCAUAAUUGGCAAAUAAUUAAACUUUUCUGGGAGUGUCGCAACAAAAGAAACUUGAUGAGCAGCCGGAGGGGGAUGCUAAUGCCAUGAGAAAUGGCGGCAAUCAAUGCGCUGAACGGCCGCCGCGCGAUAUUGUUCCUGCAGAAAUGUAAUGUACAUUGCGACUAAUCCAAAGAGUCCCCCUGGGUCACAACGCAUUUAACAAACCACCCAGAAAGGUAUCAGCCAUACAUACUACCACGAGUCCCACCCAUCAUCCAAUAACUACAACCCCCUAAUCAUGGAUGAGGAUAUCCUGAAUGCAGUAGAGUCCAUGUUUGGCAAGGAUGUUAAGAUCGUGGAUUGCGAGACAUCCUCCUCGUUGCAACAAGAGGAGGUACUACUGGUCAAUGGAGUGCCGGUCAAGCUCGACGGCAUUCCGGCGGAUGAUGCGAGCGCCAUCAAAGCGGCGUUGUUGGAAGGUCAAAUGCCUUCGGUGGAUCACCUAAAUCAGUUGCUGUUCCGCGCAGGCUUAGCCCAACAGCCCAUUGAAGUGGAGACCUCGCUGACGGUUAAAUCGUCUCUCACGACUACAGAGGAGGUGCUUGUCUCGCGAAAUGGCCAGAUUCUGGACGAACGUACGGUAGAGACGAAGGAGAACUUUAACCACCAGUCGCACCAGAAAGAGAUUUGGCAUCCCGUCAAGCAGCAGUCCGCCUUGUCACGGGCAACUCCAGAGAACGCCCUAAAAUAUAGAACCACGUCGAAUUCUACGUUUGCUUCACAAGCCACGGACUCUGAUGAACGUCCGGGUGAUCCAUUAGGCCGCCAGCUGAACCAAACCUUCUCGAAUGCUUCCCUCAUGUCAAGUAGCUCGGCCAUCACUGGCUCCGACCAGGUGAUCGGCUCCGAAUCAUCUACCACUAUCGGGGACAAGAGCUCGAAUAUAAGCAGUUGUGACUCGGGUCACGAUGGCCUCUUCCACAGCGUGUCCAUGAGUGCUCCCUGGUCGCAUCCACGUGACACCCUGACCGACUCCAUGUACUGUGACAUUCCCAGCUCUGCUUCGUCGGCAGAUGCUGUUUCCAUUUUAAACACCCAUUUGCAGAUCACUGAGCCAUCCGAUUGCCAACCACCGCCAGUUUACGCCAAAGACAUGCCCAAAAACGGCACCCUGGACUCACUAGUCAGUCAGUUAAUCAAUAGCCAGAAUGAAGACAUGGAAUUUUCAAUCCUAACCUGCGCUCGCCUGUUUCUGCCUCCCCAAGAGCUACUCUCCCGCAUUAUAGACAAAUGCCAAGGAAAGGAGGAUACUCUCAUGCGUCUAAUUAAUCACUGGCUUAGCAUCUGUCCCAACGACUUUGUCAAUGAGACGCUGCUGCAAGAGCUGGAGAAGAAGCGAGACAUCAAGGAGCUAGCAACCUUGCUAGACAAAAUUCCCCAGAAGCAAGCUGAAAGCAACGAAAAGAGAAAAACCCAGCUACAGUAUCUGCUAACUAAGCAAUCAUCAGCCAGUUCCCUUGGAAGACAGAGCAGUAUUAAAUCGCUCAAAAGAUUCGCCGCCAAUGUUUACAAGUCCGAUAAUGUGCUAAAUAACUGCGGAAGUGCCUUCGAUUUGGCCCAUCAACUGUAUGCCAUCGAGUACGCCUAUCUUUCUCAAUUACGUCUUGAGGAGUUUGUGGAAGUGCUUGGAAAGGAUGAGCUGAAAACUUGCAUGGCCCAAACCAAGGCUGGAACUUUGGGUUCCAAUUGCAUUACCCAGGUGACCAUCGAUAGUUAUGUGCAGUGGUUUAAUCAAUUGAGCUACUUGACGGCCACGGAAAUUCUAAAGCUUGGCAAAAAAUCACAAAGAGCACAAAUGAUUGACUUCUGGGUGGAAACGGCCUUGGAGUGUUUUAACACGGGAAACUUUAAUAGUUUGAUGGCCAUUCUCACAGCGUUGAACCUUACAGCCAUAGCUCGUCUCAAAAAAACUUGGGCUAAAGUUCAGACGACAAAGUUUGAAGGUCUGGAACACCAAAUGGAUCCCAGCUCGAAUUUCCUCAACUAUCGAUCUACCAUGAAGGCAGCUGUCUGGCGAUCGGAAAGGGAGAUGGCCAACAAAAUCGAACGAGCCAUUAUUCCCUUUUUCUCGCUGUUUCUUAAAGAUUUACACGCCAUCAAUGAAAGCCAUAACACGAAACUGGCUAACGGCAACGUAAACUUUGAGAAGUGUAUUCUUUUGGGGGCCCAGUUGCGAAAUUUCAGCAAGUGGCAGCGAUUGGAAUGCCCCUACGUGCAGCUACCCAAUGUUGUAUCUUAUCUGCUAAAGGCAGAGGUGCUUUCGGAGGAUCUCCUGAUGAAGGCCUCCUAUGAAUGCGAACCACCAGAAAAUGGUGACGAGAAGGAUCACUACAAGACAUUGAAGGCGGCAAAGAAAUCAAACACAUAAUCAUCAAUCAUUAAUGACAAUCCUGGGGAUAGUGCAACAAAAAAAAAAACAAAACUAGCCUCGCACACCUUUGUUGGCGAUUCCAUGUUCAUAACAUGCAUUUUUAUCGCGAAAGCCGUAACAAUAAUAACUCCUUCACCGUAGUUGAGUUGGUUUAUUUGUACUUAAGCUUAGACGACGGUAUAUAUUUAUUUGCAAAUGAUUUAUAUAUACAAACGACGGGCAUUUAAUUAGAAACACCAAAAAUAUGCAUACAAUUACUAAAGUAAUCUUUUCAAUGUUGUAUUUUAGCAGUUAAUACCCGCAAAAAUAUAAGAAUUAAAGUCUUUAGUCGAA
Molecule: messenger RNA, 2787 nt
Organism: Drosophila bipectinata
Lineage: Eukaryota; Metazoa; Arthropoda; Insecta; Diptera; Drosophilidae
Product: ras-GEF domain-containing family member 1C
Biological process (GO): positive regulation of GTPase activity; Ras protein signal transduction
Cellular component (GO): plasma membrane
Molecular function (GO): guanyl-nucleotide exchange factor activity
Source: RefSeq, a predicted model, not a curated record